Molecule: messenger RNA, 3078 nt
Organism: Cladocopium goreaui
Lineage: Eukaryota; Dinophyceae; Suessiales; Symbiodiniaceae
Source: the annotation of a GenBank genome assembly
AUGAACCUCCUCAUUGGCUCCUAUGACAGCGAUGAUGACGCACCGCCACAGCCGCUGAAGCGGCCUCCGGAAGUCGAAGAGAAAGAGCCGGGACCGAAGCCGCUGGCGCCGCCUUGGCGAACUCCUGGGGAAGUGGCAGUGGCAGACAUGGUGUCGAAUAUUUCAAGCAACGCUCUCUGCAAGCUGGAUCAGAACCUGGAGGAAGAGGACAUUGGGGCUGAGGAGCAUGACCCAUUCUGUGAAUGUGCAGAUUGCUCAAUGCUACUGCUGAGAUUCAUGGCAAAAAGCCUUCAAACGAAAGGGAUCCGCUUCAAGUGCAAGCUCUGCAAUAGUGUUUUCACAUCCAAGGUUGGAGCUGCCGAUCAUUUCAAGAAGGUGCAUGCCAAAGAGGUGCAGUCUUUCAAGACAGAGAAGAUGCCAAGGCUCUUUCGGAAUGGCCCCUCCAAGGAGGAGUUAGCAGCCUUGGCACGUCAGCGUGACUUUGCGCGUGAUCGCGUGCUUGGCAAAAGGCCAGCAGAUGAGGAUGCCAGCUUUGGAGGUUGGGCAAAGAAGGAGAAACCUCCGCCUCCACCAUGCGAGACGCCCGAGUACGAAGGUAUGAUGCAGACUGAGAUUUUCACAGCACCUCCAUGGGAAGGACAGAAGCCCACGGACGAUGAUGCCACCGAAAUGGAUCGUGAGGUUGACAAGCGGAUAACCCAAGCGCAAACGCUGCGGUUUUGCAAGCGCAACGUCCUAGAGGUCAAGAAGGACACUGUUCGCUGCAAGCUUUGCUACAAGACCCUGCCCAGCACUCGGGCUUGUGAAGAACACAUUGGCAAAGACCAUGAAGAGGAUUUCAAGAAGGAGCUGAAAAUGUGGGAACGCUUCUUGUUCACAACAUGCAAAAGACAGCCACCGUUUGGUUGGGUUUGUAAAAUCUGUCAAAUCUUUUUUGCGACCGAUGGUGCGUGCUGGCGGCAUGUUGGUAAAGAGGUCUACAUUAAGUUCGAGGAGCGCCACAUGGGUGCUUGGCAUGAAAAGGAGGAUCGCUGGGGUCAUGCAGAGGAUGAGGAGUGCUGCGGAGAUGGAAUCAAUGUUGGAGGAGGCUUGAGCUAUGAGAGUGUCAUGGCCUUUCACCAAGCGCAAGCCGCCGAAGAGGAGGCGAAAAACCGCAUGGAAAUGAAGAAAGCUAGCCAGGCAGUACAGGAAGAAUCCUCAUCAUCAGAUGAGGAAGAAGAAAAAGCAUGGAUGUUGGGUGUGCGACCUGGCUGGACUGCGCUGAGUGUGGAUGGCCAAGCUGUGCAAACAAAGGAGGACAUAGAAGAUGCUCUCCAAGCUGCGGUGGAAAGAGAGAAGCGGUACGUCGUAUGCUUCGAGAAGGGUCAGGGCAAAUUUGGAACAGAGGCAAAAGAGAAGGCUGAAAGAGCAAAACGUCAGCUGGCAAAGCUGCAAAAGGAGUUCCGCUUCCAGGGCUGGAUUGAGCGUGCUGAGCAUCGUGGUACCACACAAGCUCAAAUCGAAAGGGUUUACGCCUGCCUGGAGGAAAAUUGCUCAGCAUGGGUGGAUCACCUUCCAGCGAAGAUGUCCAAGACAUCUGGUAAACCGCUGCGAAUCGAUUUCCUCAAUUUCUACCAUCUGAGCAACAACCUGAUUCUGCCUGUCACGAAGCCCAGACGCUGUUCCUUUGUUGAGAUGAUGACGAACCAAGCCCAAGCACCUUCCUGGUUUCUGAGCCACUGGUGGGGCCUUUCGGUUCAAGGCUUUGUGGCGAGUGUGGAGAAGCAUGCAGCCACCAGAGGGCUGAGCGCGGACAGCUCAUACUGGACAUGGACCUUUGCAUGCAGACUGUUGGAAAAGCAAAGUGAGAUUUGUGAGAACCCCACAAAGGCGCUGUUCUACAAGCCCAUGGAGACGUGUAAGUUCAAGCUCUUGCUCAUCAUUGACCAACAGGCAGUUUGCUUCAAGCGCAGCUGGUGCCUGUACGAGACAGCCAUGACGGUUGAUACCAAUUUGGCCAUGGUUGACUGUGCGUGCGUUAACAACAGCUGUGGUGGGUCUGAGCUGAUCACCCAUGGCUUGACGGAGGACGAGGAGAAGAUGGAAACACAACGACCUGGACACGGUGUAAGGGCGAAACUGGCCAGAGAGGCCGGCUUUCCAAUGGAAGUCGCAGAAGCAGGACUGGGUGUGCAGGUGGAGAAGUCCGAGGCAUGGACAGAGGAAGACAAGGCCUCGAUUCUUCACAGCGUGGCAUCGCGCAGGGCUGAGGAGCAGCAGAACUUGGAGAAUGCAGAAGCCAGACUCCGUGCACGUUUGGCAACAGCAUUCUGGCCCCGAGUUGCACGACCUGACAAGGAUGGGAGAGCAGCACCUACAAGGCGUGUUGCGAAGGCCUUGAGCUGCAUUCAGGAGGAUGCUCGAAGGAGGUCUUUGGCGAUGCAUCUGCAGGGCCUCAAGAGUGAACACCUCCAUAUGCUGGCAGAAAGUUUGCCUCCCAACCUGAUUGAGCUCACCCUCAACUUAAGGUGUUCUUCACUGAAGGAUGAUGACAUUGCAAUGCUGGCAAAGGCACUUCCGAAACAGCUGAAAGAGCUAAAGCUCGACCUCAGCUGCUGUCAGCAAUUGACAGAUGCAGGAAUCAAGAAGUUGGCGUCGCAACUGAAUUUUGAAGAAACAGCGGUGUACAUCCGGCUAGCAGAGACAGGGGUGAGCAAGGACGUCCAGGAUUGGUAUGCUGCAGAAGCAGCCAAGAAUGAAGAGAAUGGCCAGAAUGGGCAACUGAAAAAUGUGUCCCAUGCUUUGCACAUGUCGCUAUGCCUUGACCCUGCUGUGUCUGAACUACAUCGACGAACCAUGGUGCCAGCUGCCACCUUGCUGGGGAAGGUCCUGACGGAGGACAGCGAAGAGCGUGCCAUUGCUGCCUUGCGGGCGUUGGACUCCUUUGGUGAAAAGGCACGAAAUGCAUUGGGCGUGGAAGCGCAGCAGCGAGCCAAGGAGCUGGAGUUGGCAAUGCAACAAGCCGAAGAAGACCGAAAAGCAAAAGAAGCUCUCAAAGCUCAAAAGGCAGCCCAGAAAGAGGAAACAGCUUCAGGCUGA